AUGGAGACCAUCAGAGCGUCCGCUCUGCGCGCCCCCGCGCUCUCCCCCGCGCCAGCGCAGGAGAUCAGCUCGCGCGCCUUCCGCGCCGCUCAACCCGUCGCCACGCGAGUCACUCGACCUCGCCGCGGCGCCAGAACCGCCGCAUUGCGCGGGCUGGGCGUGCGGUCAGAGAGCGGCGCGGCGGAGACGGAGAGCUCUGCGACGGCGGCGGGCGGCGAGGGGAAGGCGCUGAACCGAUGGAGCUCGCGCAUCACGCAGCCCAAGUCGCAGGGCGCGUCGCAGGCGAUGCUGUACGGCGUGGGGCUCACCGAGGCCGACAUGCACAAGGCGCAGGUGCGCAAGGGGGGGAGUGGGCGGAAGGAGGGGGGAGGAAGGGGUGUGGGGGAGCUUUGGGAGGAUGACAUGGGCGAGGCGCGCGGAGGCAAAGGGAAGGAGGAGGAGAUGCUAGAGGAGAGCGACGAGGUGGGGAUCUCGUCGGUGUGGUACGAGGGCAACACGUGCAACAUGCACCUGCUGGAGCUGGCGGAGGCCGUGAAGGGCGGCGUGACGGACGCGGGGCUGGUGGGGUUCCGGUUCAACACGAUCGGCGUGAGCGACGGCAUCUCCAUGGGCACGGACGGCAUGAGCUACAGCCUGCAGUCGCGCGACCUCAUCGCGGAUAGCAUCGAGACGGUGAUGGCGGCGCAGUGGUACGACGCCAACAUCUCCAUCCCCGGCUGCGAUAAAAACAUGCCCGGCACGGUGAUGGCGAUGGCGAGGCUCAACCGACCAGCCAUCAUGAUCUAUGGCGGCACCAUCAAGCCGGGCCAUUUCGAGGGAGCCACCCUUGACAUCGUCAAUGCCUUCCAGAGCUACGGCGAGUUUGUGGCGGGGAGGAUAACGGAGGAGGAGAGGCAGCAGGUGGUGCGCCACUCGUGUCCGGGGCAGGGCGCGUGUGGCGGCAUGUACACCGCCAACACCAUGGCAUCCGCCAUCGAGGCGCUGGGGCUCACUCUGCCCUACAGCUCGUCCAUCCCAGCGGAGGACCCAUUGAAGCUGGACGAGUGUCGCCUGGCGGGGGCGGCCAUCAAGUGGCUGUUGGAGCUGGACGUGAAGCCAAGGGACAUCAUCACGCGGGAGGCGCUGGAGAACGCCAUCACCACCGUCAUCGCCCUGGGCGGCUCCACCAACGCCGUGCUGCACCUCAUCGCCAUCGCCCGGGCGGUGGGGCUGAACCUGACGUUGGACGACUUCCAGGCCAUCAGCGACCGCGUGCCGUUCAUUGCUGACCUCAAGCCCAGCGGCAAAUACGUCAUGGAGGACGUGCACAAGAUCGGCGGCACGCCAGCAGUGCUCAAGUACCUGCUGGAGAAGGGGCUGCUGCACGGGGACUGCCUCACCGUGACGGGCAAGACCCUGGCGGAGAACCUGGCCUCCGUGCCGCCACUCUCCCCCGGUCAGGACGUCAUUCGCCCAUUGGAGGAGCCCAUCAAGCAGACCGGCCACUUGCAGAUUCUGUACGGCAAUCUGGCACCGGAGGGGUCGGUGGCAAAGAUCACGGGCAAGGAGGGGCUGUACUUCAAAGGCCCGGCGUUGGUGUUUGAGGGCGAGGAGGCCAUGCUGGAGGCGCUCUCCGCCGACCCCAACAGCUUCAAGGGAGCGGUGGUGGUGAUACGGGGAGAGGGCCCCAAGGGAGGGCCGGGCAUGCCGGAGAUGCUCACGCCCACCUCCGCCAUCAUGGGCGCGGGGCUCGGCAAGGAGGUGGCGCUGCUGACGGACGGGCGCUUCUCCGGUGGCUCUCACGGCUUCGUGGUCGGCCACGUCUGCCCCGAGGCACAGGUGGGCGGCCCCAUCGGGCUGGUGCAGAACGGGGAUGUGAUCACCAUCGACGUGGAGAAGAGGACCAUGGACAUGGAUGUCAGCGACGAGGAGCUGCAGCGCCGCCGUGCCAACUGGGUGGCGCCGCCUCUCAAGGCCACCCGCGGCACGCUGUACAAGUACAUCAAGACGGUCAAGUCAGCAUCUGAAGGCUGUGUCACGGAUGAGUAG
Closterium sp. Naga37s-1 is the source of this 2028-nucleotide messenger RNA. NCBI's taxonomy places the organism in Eukaryota, Viridiplantae, Streptophyta, Zygnematophyceae, Desmidiales, Closteriaceae. The record is from the annotation of a GenBank genome assembly.